AUGUCGCUCUACCUCUGCGUCGACUGUGGCGGCUCCAAGACCAGCGCGGUCAUCGCGAACAAGGAUGGCGUGGUCGUCGGCCGUGGGAUAGGCGGGCCAUCCAACUGCACUUACCUCUCCGUCGACGCCUUCCUCGCGGCCAUCCGCCUCGCCAUCAGCGAGGCAUUGAAGACCUGCACGUCCCCGCCGUCCAUCGACCCCGUCUCCCUGCCCCCGCCCCCGGAGCUCGCCUUCGCAAAGGCCUGGUUUGGUGUCUCCGGCGCCGACUCCCCUGCCGCCAUCGCUGCCAUCACCCCUGGCAUCUCCGCACUCCUUGACAUCCCCCAGGGCCCGCGCCUCGCGGUCGCGAACGACACACACCUCCUCGCCGCCCCUCUACGCAUGCACCCCAACAUAUCCAAUGCGGUCGCCGUGAUCGGCGGCACGGGCUCGAUCGCGGUGUCCUUCUCUGGGGAUGCUACAGGCGCGCUCACCGAGCUCGGGCGCAUCGGAGGAUGGGGAUGGAUCCUCGGCGACGAAGGCGGCGGGUUCGACGUCGGGCGCGAGGCCGUGCGGCAGGUGAUGCUCGCGCACGACCGCGCGUCGGUGCAGGCCAAUCCAGCACGGAGCCUGCUGCACGAUCGGCUCGUCGAGCGCUUUGGGCUGGGGGACAUCAUGGAGAUUCUGGGCACGGUGCAUCUCGCAGACCCGCAGGCGGGUGCGGCAGUCGCGGCUGACCUGCCGCAGCAUAUGACGGUGCCCAGGGAGAAGCGACUGUCGAUGCUCGCGCCGAUCGUGUUCGAGUGCGCAUUCGAGCACGGCGACGAGCUAGCCCUGAAAGUACUGCAUACAUCGGCGGGCAAGCUCGUCGAUGAAAUCACUGUCCUCCUCGGAGAUGCGAACGAGGCCUCACCGCGGCUUGUCAAGGCAAAGGACAGUGUGUUAUGCUUUGGAGGAUCGCUUGUCGGGAUCGAGCGGUACCGCAAGAUACUCCUAGACGAUCUGGCAUCGAGGGGCCAUACCUUCCGCUACGUAGAGUUCGUUGGUGACUGCGCGGCAGUGGGGGCGAAGGCGCUCGCCAUGUCCGCAUAA
Messenger RNA from Schizophyllum commune H4-8, 1071 nucleotides. RefSeq lists its product as uncharacterized. The coding region runs from base 1 to 1071 and encodes 356 amino acids. The transcript has a single exon. The record is from RefSeq and is a predicted model, not a curated record. Lineage: Eukaryota; Fungi; Basidiomycota; Agaricomycetes; Agaricales; Schizophyllaceae.